Molecule: messenger RNA, 1612 nt
Organism: Morus notabilis
Lineage: Eukaryota; Viridiplantae; Streptophyta; Magnoliopsida; Rosales; Moraceae
Product: putative DNA glycosylase At3g47830
Exons: 4
Coding region: 3-929 (308 amino acids)
Biological process (GO): base-excision repair
Molecular function (GO): catalytic activity
Source: RefSeq, a predicted model, not a curated record
CCAUGCUUGCUUUCUUGCUUAUCAAAUCGGAUCCUAGGCCACGGUCGAAAAAAAUGCAGAAACUCCGGAAAAGGAAACAAUCCGAGCUUCAACCACACAACCAAGCACAUUUCUUGUCCAACAAGAAAUCCUCAGCCAAACGGGCCCCACCCAUCUCCGGCCUAAGCGAGGUGGCCAAAGAUCCGUACCCAACUCAUCAAUGGCCAACGCCGGACCAAUGCCGAGCCGUACGAGACGACCUCUUGGCGCUUCACGGCUUCCCUCAAGAGUUCGCCAAGUACCGCCGCCAAAAACCCACCACCGACAACGGAGAAGAGUCGGAAUCGAAGGAAAGUGUUUUGGACGGUUUGGUCAUGACUGUGCUUUCGCAGAACACCACGGAGGCCAAUUCUCAGAGGGCUUUUGCUUCUCUCAAGUCUGCUUUUCCCACUUGGGAACAGGUUCUAAAUGCUGAUUCAAAGUGUAUAGAGGAUGCUAUAAGAUGUGGAGGUUUAGCCCCAAAAAAAGCUUCAUGUAUUAAGAACACACUAAGGAGCUUGCUCGAGAGAAAAGGCAAGUUAUGCUUGGAAUACUUGCUAGAUUUCUCAGUUGAUGAAGUCAAGGCUGAACUUUCUUGUUUCAAAGGAAUUGGCCCCAAAACGGUAGCUUGUGUUUUGAUGUUCCACCUUCAACAAGAUGACUUCCCAGUAGACACACAUGUAUUUGAGAUUGCAAAAGCUCUUGGUUGGUUACCAGCUGGGGCUGACAGGAAUAAGGCAUACCUUCAUCUCAACCAACGUAUCCCAAAUGAACUCAAAUUUGAUCUGAAUUGUCUCCUAUACACGCAUGGUAAAAUGUGCCGCAAAUGCAUCAAGAAAGGGGGUAGCCAGAUAAAGAAGGGUUCAAGUGAUGACUCCUGUCCUUUAUUACAUUAUUGCAAAAGUAAUUAGACCGUGUUUGGUAAGAGGGAAAGAAUAUAGGAAGAGAGGAAAAUGGAUACGAAAGGGGGUACCUUUUUCGUAUUGUGUUUGGUAUCGUCUCAUCAAACCAGUUCGUAUUGGGGGAGAUUAAAACUAGAUCCUUUGAAUCCAUUCGCACCUCUUUUCCUUCAACCAAACAGCCAUAGGUCUUAAAAACCUUCCUCCCACAUCCCUCUUUCCAGUUUUUCCUCCUACCAAACAAGCUCUUAGUUUGGAACUGUAAAUAUUUGUUAAAGGUUUUUAUUUAUAUAUUUAGGUUUUCCUUUAUUCUGCUAUGCAUUUUCUCCCCCGUUAAGCUGUAAGCAAUUUUCCUUUUUGGGGUGAGGCGGGUAUUGAUGAUUAGUAGGACUGGGAGAAAAACUUGUGGACCACUUGUUGUAAGGGAACCGAAGCAGGCUACUAUGAGACAAAAGAUUUUCUUUCUAAAGAGAUUCUAUUAGGACUAUUAUAUGUCCAAGGUCCAAUAUUCAAAAAAGUUUAAGAGGUUUUUCUUGAUCACUCAUGGGAUCCGGGCGGUCCAAGAGGGACCAUCACGGCUCCUCUCUUCUCGAGAAUCUAUACAUGGACAGCUAUCUUUCGAGCACAAGUUUAGGUUUGGCCUCAAUGGGAAAUAAAUAGAAAAAUGAAAAUUAAGUGAUUUUAGAUUUUAAUCC